CCUCCCUUGGAACUGCGCAUGCGCCUAACAUGUUGUAAACAAUGAGUCUAGUCCCGACCGUCUCCAGCUUUGUGUGUAUCCAACUGUCCCUGUGUAAAACUAACAGCGGGUUCCCACCUAUCAGCUUGUGUUCAAUAAAAAUGUUCCCGGGGAGCUGAAGCAUGGAGGCAGUUCUGAGCAGGCUGAGGGACCUAAGUUCUGACGAACUGCGAGAAGAGCUUGCUCGUGCGAAUGUCAAGUAUGGCCCCAUCACAGCUACCACCCGAGCCACCUUUGAGAGGAAGUUAGCCCGUGUCCUGGCUGGGCCAGAGAGCAGUGUCACUGAAUCAGACAACAGCUCUUCUGCAGGAGUAUCAAGCAGCGCAGCCUCCGUUGCUGAUCAUGUCACCUCUGAAGUUGCAUCCACCACUGCUGCAACAACCAGCAGCCCCUUUGAAGAUGUCGUCAAAGAGUUGGACUUUGGCUAUGGAGUGGGUCUUAACCCUCCAGAGGAAGAGGAUAUCUCAGUGAAAACAACCACCAACAGCUCUGCUCAAGGCAGCAACUCUCAGUCCAAAACAGAAACCCCCUCAAAGCUUGCACAAGUGUCCCCAACCUUUUUUUACGGAGUAUGUCCGCUGUGGGAGGACGUGUUGGCAAGAAAUGAAAGAGCACAUGUGUACACGGAUAAGAAAGACGCUCUUCAGGCUGUAAAAACGAUGAAGGGUGCUCGCUUUAAAGCCUUUCCCAAUCGUGAGGAUGCGGAAAAGUUCGCCAAGGGCGUCUGCGACUAUUUCCCUUCCCCAAGCAAAUCCAUACCUAAUCUGUCUCCUGUCAAACCAGGCCUGAUCGUCAGCAAAGACAACAUGGAGGUUGAUACCAUCAACCGGGAGCGUGCCAACAGUUUCAAAAGCCCGCGCACACAAGACCUGACUGCCAAACUGCGCAAAGCUGUGGAGAAGGGUGACGAGGUUGCCUUCAGUGAGCUGGUGUGGAGCAACCCACGCUAUCUCAUUGGUUCAGGAGAUAAUCCCACUGUUGUGCAGGAGGGCUGUCGGUACAAUGUCAUGCAUGUGGCAGCGAAGGAGAACCAGGCUGGAAUCGCUCAACUGCUGCUGGACUCCUUGGAGAACCCAGAGUUCAUGCGCCUCAUGUACCCAGACGACCAGGAGGACAUGCUGCAGAAACGUAUCCGCUACAUUGUAGACCUUUACCUCAACACUCCAGAUAAAGCUGGUUUUGAAACACCACUUCACUUUGCCUGUAAAUUUGGGUGCCCAGACGUGGUCAACGUUCUGUGCUCGCACCCUGACGUCGAUAAGAACCGUAAAAACAAGGACGGACAGAAGCCUUGUGACAUUAUUUGUAGCAGAAAAAACAAAACCCAAGAAGUGAAGCAGAAGAUAAAUGACUAUUUGGAGGACCGCUGCUAUAUCCCUUUGUUGAGGGCAACCGACAACACCUCUCAGCCCAUCAUCGGUAAUCUGUGGUCACCCGAGUCCUCGGAAAACCUUUCGUUGAUCAAGCGACACCCCAGGAGCCCCAUGGAUCCACUGAUGACCGUCACAGCCUUUGCAGGCCCGCUCAGCCCUUCUAAAGCGGAUGACUUUCGCCGGUCCUGGAAAACGCCACCCAGAGAACGAGCUGAGUUUUUCCACCACAUCCUCAAGUCUGAUCCAUACCGUGGGGUAGAGAGAGUGGGCAGAGACUUGGCUCAUGAGAUGGGUCACCCAUGGGCUGAGUACUGGGACUUCCUGGACAGUUUUGUGGAUCUGUCGUCGACCGAGGGACUCCGAAAGCUCGAGGAGUUUCUGAGCAAGAGGGAUUUCAGCCCGCGAGCUCACGAGGAGGCCGGAGAGAACGAGACCAGCAACAGGUUCAAAAGCCCCUCUCCAGGGAAGCCCAAAAAGUUCUGCAACUCCAUCUCUGUCGGCGCCUUCCUGGAUGAGGGCGACGACAUCAGCCUGGAGGAGAUGAAGAACCGUCAGAACGCAGCACUCACCUCCUCUGCGUCCAAGGAUGGCCUGAAGGGAGCAGUGGGCGGCCACGACUUCCACAUCCUGCCUAUUCCGCUGCACCACCGCGGAGCCGACCUGAUCGAGACGGCGGCCGAGCAGGACCUGCUGUGCUGCUGCAGCAACGGCCUCCUGUCGCCCGGCGUCGUCUGCAUAAAUGGCGCUUGCUCCUCCUCCAGAGACAGGACUCACAAUGGAGACAAGGUGUCGCCUCGCACCUCCCCGUCCUCUUCCUGCCUGCUGUCGCCCAUCUCCAACCUCCUGGUGGAGUUUGAACGCAUGUCGCUGCAAGAACCGCUGGACAGCCCCACCACCAGCACCACCACCAGCAGCAGCAGCAGCAGGGAGAGGAAGAGCAGUGGGGGGAGUCGGCACAGGGACGCCCGGGACUCAACCGCAGACCUGAAUUCAGGGCUGAACCGCAUGUGUCUUGGUCAGAGCGGUCAGGACGAUAAAGCGCCGGAAGGUCCGAGCUGGAGAGCCGAGGGAGAGGAGGCGGAAGAGAGGAGAAGCAGCGGCAGCUCGGAGGAGUAUUUUGAAGCAGAGGAAAGCCUGGAGGUGCUGGGCAGGACUAGGGGGUCAGUCACAGGGGGGCGCAACUCUUGUGCUAGGUCCAAGUCAUGGGACCAUGGAGGUAGAGACCUGAGCAGCUCAGGAUCCUCUGGGUCUUCCUAUAAGUCUCUGGAUAACUCGAAUGAAUUCCUACCCAGGACACCACCGCACACGAGAAGAGGACUUUUCAUCGAUGGGGAGUCGCCAACCAAGUUGGACAGAGAGGUCCUGUCGGCGGUCAACGGCAUAGACAUCGAUCCUCAGAAGUUUCCCAGCAUUCAUAAGUGGAAGAGCACAAUGACGUCAUACUCGGCCUCAGACAUGCAGGGCUGGCCGAGCCCCGCGGUGGUCAAACCGCGCCUCAGGAUGCCUCACCAGACUCCCGGCUCCCCGGUCAGUGACCUGAUGUCUCCCAGCAGUCGCUUCAGUCCCGCGCGACACGCUGCCUCGCCGGACUUCAGCCCCAGCCGUUACAGCCCUGCCAACGCGAGCUACAUCCAGCGCAUUCGCCUCAAGCACUUAAACGAGCCUGCGAUUUAACCUCCUCCCCUUUUGGCCAUACCCCUCCCUCUUAAGCCCCACCUUUCCUCCCCACUGAAACUCCCCCUGGCUGCAGCGAGCGAGGCGUCGUCUCCUCCAGAGCUCAGAAACCACAUACCUAACACAAAUAUGCACAAGUGUCUGGAAGAUUUGUAUUAAUGUAUGGUACUACUACUACUCCGACUAUGUAACACAGGAAUUCUCAUCACGUUGGGUCGUGGUGUACACUCAAGACUUUAAAACAGGACAAAAACGAAAAGAAACUCUGCUCAUGUACGUACUGUAUGGGUCUGGACCAUUUUGAAUUGACAGUCGUGUCAUUUGUGGCGAGUGUGAAGCACCUGUAGUCGACCUUUUUUCAAUAUUCUGAAUGGAAGCCGCAGCCCUGCCCCCAAAACGUUAGUUGGUCACUAAAACCGUGGCGAGGAUUCUGUCACUUUUUAAAAAAAAGAAAUAAAAAAAAAAAGGCUCAAUGUCAAUAUUUUAAAAUUUAUUUUUUUGUAUGUUGGUCAGUAGCACAAAAAUUUAAAUGUUUUUAUUAUUAAUGGUAUUAUUAAAACCGACUGCCAUUUCCUGUGUUUCUCCCCUCAGUCCAGGAAUUGCCUUACUUUGCUGAAGUGACGGCGUCGCUCUGUCUGUUUGUGUUGGUCACGAGCGAUUCUGGCAAAAACAUGGCAACAACCGACGAGACUGAGGUCUUCCAUGUUUUUAUUUUGUUCUUCAAUAAAUGCAUACGUGUUCUAUCUUCUCUCAGUGGUUUCUGGACGUGUCUCGACUGCAGCCUCAGACUCUGCAAUUUUUCUUUUUUACCCCCCUGAAAUAUAUUUUCCACCACAAACGCACCCAUCACUAAACUAUAUUAUUAAAACAAGUAUUGGCUAAACUUUAAACUGGCUCAAUCUGACACCUCCUUGACGCUGUAUUACGCCAAUCAUCACAGGUGUGUGAUUUAGGUGUUCCUUUCAUUUAAUGGCUUUAAUCUGAUUGGCUGAAAGCUCGAUGGAGCUAAAUAUCGAUUCACAGCGGUACAAUUACUAAUCUGACACAUAUUAAAUAUAGAAGAAUAUUGCCUAAUGGAGCUUUAACACCCCCAGUUAUUUGUCAUCCACCUCAAUUUGGCACAAUCCUGCAGUUGUGUGUGAAAACCUGCUGUAUCCAAAUGACAGUAUUUUAAAGCAGGGGAUGAGUUGAUCCUUUCUGUUUAGCUACAGACGAGAGAAAUGAGUGUUCUGAAUGUAUUUCUUUUUUUUUUAAACCUUUUAUCCGGGAGCACAAACUACUUCACUGAGAAGAUUGUACUGUCAUCGUUGUCGUGCUCUCAGGUGACGACUGAUCCGAUUCUGGUCUCAUGAAUGUGGAACUUAGCAAAAACGCACCUGAACAACUUAAAAUGAGCUUUGUGUGCUUUUAGCAUUCUGUGCUUUAUAAAAAAAGGAAAACAA
Molecule: messenger RNA, 4528 nt
Organism: Solea solea (common sole)
Lineage: Eukaryota; Metazoa; Chordata; Actinopteri; Pleuronectiformes; Soleidae
Gene: ankle2
Product: ankyrin repeat and LEM domain containing 2
Exons: 13
Coding region: 162-3086 (974 amino acids)
Biological process (GO): negative regulation of phosphorylation
Cellular component (GO): endoplasmic reticulum
Molecular function (GO): protein phosphatase 2A binding
Source: RefSeq, a predicted model, not a curated record